AUGGACGGGGGGUUGUCAUGGGCGGACCAAUGGGAUAACCACCCAGACCCUCCACCGCCGGCGGCCACCGAAGAUGAAAGUAAGAAGGGGAAGGAUGGGUCGAGCAAGAGCAAGUCUGGGGCAAAGAAAAUGAGCUUCAGAUGGGUGAAGGAGCUUUGCAAGAAAAAUCUAGAUCGGCCAAAGUGCGUUACUAAUAUCUGUGUAACUGAGAAUAAUACCAAUAAACUGCUCCCAAUGGGAUCAAGCGAUUCAUCUACUGAAAGAAGAUCUACUAGUGUAAAGAUUGAACCUUUCUCAGAGGAAAGAGACUCUGUUUCAGAAACUGGGUGUCUCUCAAUUAUUGUGCUUGGUGCUUCUGGAGACCUUGCCAAGAAAAAGACUUUUCCUGCACUUUUCAAUCUUUACCAACAGGGAUUCUUGCAUCCAAAUGAAGUCCACAUAUUUGGUUAUGCACGAACCAAGAUUUCAGAUGAUGAGUUGAGAGACCGCAUACGCGGACAUCUUUUCCAUGGCAAGGGAGCUUCUUCUGGGCAAUCAGAGGAUGCAUCCAAGUUUUUGCUGCUGGUGAAAUAUAUCAGUGGUUCUUAUGAUUGCGAGGAGGGUUUCAGAUUGUUGGAUAAGGCAAUUUAUGAGCAUGAAGUCUCUACAAAUAGUCAAGAAGGAUCAUCUCGGCGACUUUUUUAUCUUGCACUUCCUCCAUCAGUGUAUCCAUCUGCUUGCAAAAUGAUCAGACAUUUUUGCAUGAAUAAGUCUGAUCUUGGUGGUUGGACUCGGAUCGUUGUUGAAAAGCCUUUUGGCAAGGAUUUGGAUUCGGCAGAGGCACUUAGUGCCCAGAUUGGGGAGUUAUUUGAUGAAGAACAGAUUUACCGUAUCGAUCACUAUCUAGGAAAAGAGUUGGUGCAGAAUCUGUUGGUGCUUCGUUUUGCAAAUCGCUUCUUUUUGCCCCUUUGGAAUCGUGAUAACAUUGAUAAUAUACAGAUUGUGUUCAGAGAGGAUUUUGGAACUGACGGACGCGGUGGAUAUUUUGACGAGUAUGGAAUCAUUCGGGAUAUCAUUCAGAAUCAUCUGUUGCAGGUUCUCUGCUUGGUCGCUAUGGAGAAACCUGUUUCUUUGAAACCAGAGCACAUCCGGGAUGAGAAAGUGAAGGUUCUUCAGUCAGUCCUACCAAUUGCAGAUGAAGAAGUUGUUCUUGGGCAGUAUGAAGGCUAUAAAGAUGAUCCAACAGUUCCGAACGACUCAAAUACGCCAACGUUUGCAACUGUGGUUCUGCGAAUACACAAUGAAAGAUGGGAAGGCGUACCUUUUAUACUUAAGGCAGGAAAAGCUUUAAAUUCAAGGAAAGCAGAAAUCAGAAUCCAAUUUAAGGAGGUUCCUGGUGACAUCUUCAAAUGUAAAAAACAAGGAAGAAAUGAGUUUGUUAUACGCCUGCAACCUUCAGAGGCCAUGUACAUGAAGCUUACAGUCAAGCAACCAGGACUGGACAUGUCCACCGUACAAAGUGAACUAGACUUAUCUUACAAGCAACGGUAUCAAGGAGUUAAAAUUCCAGAGGCUUAUGAGCGCUUAAUUCUGGACACGAUACGAGGAGAUCAGCAGCAUUUCGUUCGCAGGGAUGAGUUGAAGGAAGCGUGGGAAAUAUUCACUCCUUUGCUGCAUAGAAUUGACAAUGGGAAGCUGAAGCCACUUUCAUACAAACCAGGCAGCCGAGGGCCCGUGGAGGCAGACGAGCUACUGGCAAAAGCUGGUUACAUGCAAACGCAUGGCUAUAUAUGGGUCCCUCCUAACUUAUAG
This is a messenger RNA of Macleaya cordata, 1791 nucleotides long. Lineage: Eukaryota; Viridiplantae; Streptophyta; Magnoliopsida; Ranunculales; Papaveraceae. The record is from the annotation of a GenBank genome assembly.